UCGUUUUUUUAUUAGUUACAUUUCCAACGCAGGUGUGCAGAACAUAUAGAAAAUUACUGUAUGUGAUAUUUUUUUAUAUUGCAUGAGGAUGCAAUGGUUGACAUUUAUUUCAGAUCAUCACUAUAUCAGGUUACUAUACCUUUAUUCAACGCAUUUCAUGUGUAACACUAACUAAUAAAACAAAGACCACUUGAGUGGGCCAAGUUGAAACAUCGUGAGGAAAAGCCUGCAUAGCAACUGUAAGUAAAGAUUUUCUAUUGGUGCAUACAUCGAAAUCCAGGGCAGACAUUUUACUUUUCAGGAAGCUUAGUUUCACUUUCAAAUGUUAACGCCGCGUUCCAUGUUAUAUGUAGAAAAACAUGAAACAAAAUACUAAACAAAUCAUGAUAAGGCAAAUUUUCCCCAUUUUCGUUUUCUACAUGUUGCUGGAGACAAUACACGCGAAACAAUCUCCGCCCAAGGUGCGGGUGUACAGCCGUAACCAUGGGGAGUACGGGAAGCACAACGUGCUGAUCUGUCACGUCAGCGUCUUCCACCCGCCCGACAUAAGCAUCCAGCUGCUGAGAAACGGCGUGGAAAUCCCCAGAGCCAAUCAGACAGACCUGGCCUUUGAACAGGGCUGGCAGUUCCACCUGACCAAGAGCGUUUUCUUUAAACCGGAAGCUGAAGAGGAGUAUGCCUGCAGAGUCCGACACCUGAAGAACCUGAAGACAUAUACCUGGGGGGAGGACAGAAUUCACACCUGUGUGAAUACGGAAACGCACAUAACAAUAUAUAAUAAAUUCACUGAUUAUAUAGAAUUCACAUAGUAAUAACCGUAUUAUAACACAAACAUGCUAUGCAACCUAUGUAAUACACAUAAUAGAAAUAGUAAUUAACAUAUAGAUAGAAAAGUCUUAUGGCUGACACAAUUGUUGUGUCACAGUUGAAAGGUCGUCGUGAAAACUAAAUUGUGUGCUACGCGCGGUGUUCAGUGUGGGGCAGUCACUCUGGUCCAGGGCUUUAUGUUAGCUACUGACAAUAGAAGCUACUGACAAUUGUGCCUCAACAACCCUUUUCUGUGUUUCCUCACU
This is a messenger RNA of Esox lucius (northern pike), 1073 nucleotides long. RefSeq names its product beta-2-microglobulin. Gene Ontology annotation, biological process: antigen processing and presentation of exogenous peptide antigen via MHC class II; peptide antigen assembly with MHC class II protein complex; positive regulation of T cell activation. The transcript is spliced from 2 exons. Gene Ontology annotation, molecular function: MHC class II protein complex binding. Bases 360 to 809 code for a protein of 149 amino acids. Lineage: Eukaryota; Metazoa; Chordata; Actinopteri; Esociformes; Esocidae. Gene Ontology annotation, cellular component: MHC class II protein complex. The record is from RefSeq and is a predicted model, not a curated record.